AAAAACAUCGUGAUUAUGCUGAUUGAAAACAAAACCGAUCUUGAAGAUCAACGAUUUGUUUCCACUAAGGAUGCUAAAGAAUUUGCACAGAAAGAAGGAUUGUUCUUCUUGGAGACAUCUGUAAUGGAGGCUAGAAACGUCGAGGGUGCCUUCUUAACUGUUUUGACAGAGAUCUUCAACAUUGUGAACAAGAAAAAUCUCGCCGCAAGUGAUGAUCAAGAAAAUGGUAAUCUUGCUUCUUUAACUGGAAAGAAAAUUCUUGCACCUGGUCCUGCACAAGUUAUCCCAAAAAAGAAGGCAUGUUGUAGAUCUUAAGAUGUUUAAUUUUUUUCUGAACCAAAAAAAGGGGAUGUUGAGAUAUUGGGAUUUGGAGUUUCUUUUUCAUGUUUGAGUGUUGUUAGAUUUCAAA
Molecule: messenger RNA, 409 nt
Organism: Capsicum annuum
Lineage: Eukaryota; Viridiplantae; Streptophyta; Magnoliopsida; Solanales; Solanaceae
Product: ras-related protein Rab11D-like
Exons: 1
Coding region: 16-315 (99 amino acids)
Cellular component (GO): endosome; Golgi apparatus
Molecular function (GO): GTP binding; GTPase activity
Source: RefSeq, a predicted model, not a curated record